CAUGUUGACCCACUCCUGAAGAGGGACUCUGCUGUUUGCUCCUUGAGGUGCAGAAUGACAUUCCCAGAGGCAUCUUUUUCAUCUUGCCAGGCCUUUGUUGUUGUUUACCUAGGAUUACCUUCUAUGUAUAGAAUCUUUAGAGGGACACACCCUGGAUGACACGGCCUUGAGUGUGCUUCAAGAGAAAGGUGGAGGUUUGGGUGCUGCGUGGUGUUCUACCCCUGAGGCCAGUGCCCUGUGUCCUGGGAGUUCUAGCCCCUUCCUGACCCUCAUGCUCUCAGUGAAAGAUUGCUAGUUCUGGAAGCUAGACCCUUUUUCUCAAAAAGCAGAAGGUAGAAAAAGGAUUGAGAUGAGAUCCAGGAAAGUGAGCAAACAAAGAAAAUGAUCCAGGAUUCUAUGAUCUGAGUCUCAAUUCAAGAAGGGAGCUGAACUUUUCAGUAUGCCAACAGAAAGCCAGAAGUGGUUGAGAAGAGAGAAAAUAAGGAAUGAUAACCACAAAUGAGGCGAUAAUAUUGUUUUAAUUGGAGCCCUACCUGAGGAGAUUUGGCACUGUUAGAUAAUAACUCCAUUCUUGGGAAUUAUUCUCAGUGGUGCUCUGUGCAUUCUCUGAGGGCCAAGCAAAGGAGUGGACAGCUGUGUGGCCUGGGAGAUGAGAGGGGCAUGGCACGAAUACUACUGGAAUGCAGUCUCAGUGACAAGCUGUGUGUUGUCCGGGAGCAGCAGUACGAGAUUAUCAUCAUCCCAACCAUCCUGGUUGGCAUCUUCCUUAUCCUUCUUGCUGUCAUCCUGUGGCUUUUUAUCAGAGGUCAAAGAGCUCAACAACAGUUUCCUGGACUCCAAGGCAUUGGCCCUGUGCCUCCAUCUAGGGGCCUAAGCUGGGAGGCGGCAGGGCAUGGAGGAAGUGUGUUUGUGCCACUUAAGGAGACCUCGGUGGAAAGCCUCCUACGGACUACCACUCAUGCUCUGGCUAAGCUGCAGGUGCCCCGGGAGCAACUCUCUGAAGUUCUGGAGCAGAUCCACAGUGGUCAUUGUGGAACCAUCUACCGAACCAAGAUGUACACGGGGGACCCUGCUAAGCCAAAGAGUGUUGUCCUCAAGGCUUUGGAAGAACCGACUGGGCUCCAGGAAGUACAGGAUUUCUUAGGGCGAGUCCGAUUCUAUCAGUACCUGGGGAAACACAGGAACCUGGUGCAGCUGGAAGGCUGCUGCACGGAGAAGCUGCCACUCUAUAUGGUGCUGGAGGAUGUGGCCCAAGGGGACCUGCUCAGCUUUCUCUGGACCUGUCGGCGGGAUGUAAUGACCAUGGAUGGCCUUCUCUAUGAUCUCACAGAAAAACAAGUCUAUCACAUUGGGAGGCAGGUCCUCCUGGCUUUGGAAUUUCUCCAGGAUAAGCAUCUGUUCCAUGGGGAUGUAGCAGCUAGGAAUAUCCUGAUCCAAAGUGAUCUUACUGCCAAGCUCUGUGGACUGGGCCUGGCUUAUGAAGUCCAUGCCCGAGGGGCCAUCCCAGCUACUCACUCUGUACCUCUCAAGUGGCUUGCCCCAGAACGACUUCUGCUGAGAUCAGCUGGCAUCAGAGGAGAUGUCUGGUCCUUUGGGAUCCUGCUUUAUGAGAUGGUGACUCUAGGGGCACCACCAUAUCCUGAAGUCCCUCCUACGAGCAUCUUACAAUAUCUCCAAAGAAGGAAGAUCAUGAAGAGACCCAGUAGUUGCACACAUACCAUGUAUGGUCUUAUGAAGUCUUGCUGGCGCUGGAGUGAGGAAAGCCGCCCUUCACUGAGAGAGCUGCACUCACGUGUAGAAAUCGCCACUCGAACUGCAGAUGACAAAGCUGUGUUGCAAGUACCUGAGUUAGUGGUGCCUGAACUGUAUGCAGCUGUGGCGGGAAUCAGCGUGGACAGCCUCUCCUACAGCUACAGCAUCCUCUAAAGAUCCUGGGGAAAGAAACAUUUGUGGGUGAUCACAUGCUAUUGGGAUGGAUUCAUCCAAGAAUGGAGAAUAGCUUUCUAGUGGGACAUAAAGGGAGAAAUAGGAUAUUCCCCUAACAUUUCCCUAGAUUCCUGAAAUGAUGCUAGUUGAGGCUCUACACUCCAUUUACCCUGGAGACUGAGAAGGAGAGUUUCAUUUCUGCUGUCUCAACCCUGGAGACCCCUGGUAGAUGAGGUGGAUGGUCCCAUUACAAAGCAAGUCUUAGAGAUCUACAAUUUUUGUCUGGCAUUGCACAAAUAAGCUGGUCAUCCCACCACAGGCUGGUGUCCACUUGAAGCAUGCUUUUAUCUAGAUUAUUUUAGGGUCCAGAGAAGUUGGAGUCAACUGAGAGAAUAGAGAGCCAAUAAAGAAGAUGAUGA
Lontra canadensis (Northern American river otter) is the source of this 2345-nucleotide messenger RNA. RefSeq names its product serine/threonine/tyrosine kinase 1 (gene STYK1). The record is from RefSeq and is a predicted model, not a curated record. Gene Ontology annotation, molecular function: ATP binding; transmembrane receptor protein tyrosine kinase activity. Gene Ontology annotation, biological process: cell surface receptor protein tyrosine kinase signaling pathway; multicellular organism development; protein phosphorylation. NCBI's taxonomy places the organism in Eukaryota, Metazoa, Chordata, Mammalia, Carnivora, Mustelidae. Gene Ontology annotation, cellular component: signaling receptor complex. The coding region runs from base 661 to 1926 and encodes 421 amino acids. The transcript is spliced from 12 exons.